UUCAGUCGUCUUUGAGUGUUACUUCCGGGUGUCUCUGCCAUCAUGGUCGUGCUGAAGGGGAUCCCCUCGGUGCUGUCCCCCGAGCUGCUCUACGCUCUCGCUAAGAUGGGCCACGGGGAUGAAAUAGUGCUAGCUGAUGCAAACUUCCCGACGUCUUCAGUCUGUGCCUGUGGUCCUAAAGAGAUAAGAGCUGAUGGUUUGGGAAUCCCACACCUUCUGGAGGCCAUUUUGAAGCUGCUGCCCCUGGAUACCUACGUUGACUGUCCGGCUGCUGUCAUGGAUCUGGUGGACAGUGACAAAGAGAGCGGUCUGGUCGUCCCUGUGUGGGGCACCUACAUGGUGCUCAUCAGUCAGGCCGGGUCAAAGGCUCCAAUUGAAAAGGUGGAACGGUUUGCAUUCUAUGAACGAGCCAAGAAGGCCUACGCUGUUGUGGCAACAGGGGAAACUGCUCUGUAUGGGAACCUGAUUCUGAAGAAAGGAGUGAUUCCUGCUGAGCAGCUGCAGUGAUCAACACUCAACGUCAUGGUUCAUUUACAUCAAUUAUGUUUGCUGAAAAAGUCAAUAAUAAAAUUUCCAGUGAAAUAUUUUUUUCAAUAUUUGUUUCUGUGACUACGUAUAACCUGGAUUUUUAUCCAGUUUACUUGAAUGAUUGGAGAAUUGUGUAAAUUUACAUGUUGAAAUCUUAUUGUAAUAAUAAAAAAAAACGU
This is a messenger RNA of Salarias fasciatus (jewelled blenny), 707 nucleotides long. It is a transcript of the gene fuom, whose product is annotated as fucose mutarotase. Bases 43 to 507 code for a protein of 154 amino acids. Gene Ontology annotation, biological process: fucose metabolic process. Lineage: Eukaryota; Metazoa; Chordata; Actinopteri; Blenniiformes; Blenniidae. The transcript is spliced from 6 exons. Gene Ontology annotation, molecular function: fucose binding; racemase and epimerase activity, acting on carbohydrates and derivatives. The record is from RefSeq and is a predicted model, not a curated record.